Molecule: messenger RNA, 822 nt
Organism: Striga asiatica
Lineage: Eukaryota; Viridiplantae; Streptophyta; Magnoliopsida; Lamiales; Orobanchaceae
Source: the annotation of a GenBank genome assembly
AUGUUGUUGCGUUUGAAGUUGCCGAAUAUCCAAUCUCGAAAUACAGAAUUAUACAAACAAGAAAAGUUUAAAGAUGAGAUAGACAAGGGAAAAAUAAACAACGAAGAAAGGAGAGGAGAAUUAGCAGCUGCUUUAAUUACAAAAUUAGCUAAUAUUACAUUCAUUGGACGCUCCACCCUCAUCAGAAGGAUCUCCAUCAGAAAACCCAAGAACAUAAGCAUCCCCUUCAUCUUCAUCACUCUCCAUACCUUCCCUAUUAUCCCUUCUUUCGAUAUAAACUCGUGCUUGCCUUCUGUGCAGCCAACACAAGCACAUACCUCAACUGCAAGCACGUACCUCGUGAGCAUUUUCAGGAAGAGCCCUAACAUCAUCAGACGAGGGGGACCAUAUUUUAACGCUCUUCUCAAGUCCACACGUAGCAAAAACCGGAAUCAUAGGGUGCGGUUCAAGCUGGUUCACGAUAUGCCGGUCACCGACCAUCAUUCGAACGAGCUCUCCUCCUUUCUUCUUCCACACAAAUAUAUUCCCGCAGUCAGAGCCACUCAUAACAUACUCGUCAUUCGGGCCAAAGAAACUCACCCCCUUCACUGUCUGCGAGUUCCUGUGGCCCGAAUAAACCUGACUAUAACUCGGGCCCUGCAAAUUCCCAGUCAAAGAGGUCAAAACCCCCGGGCCCACGCUAGGCCCAUUCUCAAACAAGUAGAUGAGCUCAUCAUUCUCGCCUGCACCGGAAUAGGCGAGGGCCGUGAUGUGGGCUUCGUGGGUGCCGAUGAGGUGGCGAGGGCAGAAAACGUCCAUUGGGAUUCCCAGUUUUGCCUGUGA